Messenger RNA from Penicillium robsamsonii, 1194 nucleotides. RefSeq names its product glycoside hydrolase 5 family protein. The transcript has 3 exons. The coding region runs from base 1 to 1194 and encodes 397 amino acids. The record is from RefSeq and is a predicted model, not a curated record. Lineage: Eukaryota; Fungi; Ascomycota; Eurotiomycetes; Eurotiales; Aspergillaceae. Gene Ontology annotation, molecular function: hydrolase activity, hydrolyzing O-glycosyl compounds.
AUGCGUUCUAUUUCCUCCAUUGCCUUUCUCUCCGCGAUAGGAGCAGCCUCCGCUCAAGCUGCGACUAGCUCAGCGUCAGUCUCGACUUUCUCGACUGCGGUUUCCUCAACCGCACACCCUUCGUCCACCCCCUUGAACCCUCAGCCCACUGGCAGCAGCUCUUUUGCCAAGGUGGAUGGUCUCGAGUUUAACAUUGACGGAGAGUCCAAGUACUUCCCUGGCACAAACUCGUAUUGGCUGCCAUUCCUGACCAACAACGCGGAUGUUGAUUCCGUCUUCAAGAAUCUGCAGAAGAGCGGUCUCAAGAUUCUCCGAACUUGGGGAUUUAAUGACGUCAACACCGUCCCGGCGGCUGGGACUGUCUACUUUCAACUCCACGACAAGACCGCUGGUACCAGUACCAUCAACACUGGCGCUGACGGUCUGGAGCGUCUUGACUACGUUGUCUCCACUGCCGAGAAGUACGGCAUUAAGCUUAUCAUUCCAUUUGUGAAUUACUGGGAUGAUUAUGGUGGUAUGAGUGCCUACAUUACCGCCUAUGGAGGCAGUAAGACGGAAUGGUAUACCGACGAGAAGAUCCAGAGCGUGUACCAGGCGUACAUCAAAGCCAUUGUCUCUCGAUACAGUGAUUCCCCUGCCAUCUUUGCCUGGGAGUUGGCUAAUGAGCCUCGCUGUGCGAGCUGCAAAACCGAUAUUAUCACCAGCUGGGUAACCAAGACUGCUGCCUACAUCAAAUCCCUCGAUUCUAACCAUUUGGUCACCACUGGCGAAGAGGGCAUGGGCCUAACUGUCGGAUCGGAUGAUUCUUACCCUUACACCAAUACCGAGGGCAACGACUUCGCCAAGAACCUUGCGGUCCCUGAUAUUGACUUUGGAACAUUCCACCUCUACGUGGCCGACUGGGGUAUCACCGACAAUGCUUGGGGCAAUGGCUGGGUCGAAUCACACGCCAAAGUCUGCAAGGCUGCUGGAAAGCCUUGCCUAUUCGAGGAGUACGGCAUCAAGGGUGACCAUUGCUCCGACUCGGUGGAUUGGCAGAAGACUGCCUUGACUACCACCGGUAAUGCUGCUGAUCUGUUCUGGCAGUAUGGCGAGCAGCUGUCCUCCGGUCCCUCUCCAGAUGAUCAGUACACCAUCUACUAUGGGACUGAUGAUUGGGAGUGCGGUGUUGCUGAUCAUAUCAGUCAAAUUUAA